Messenger RNA from Sinocyclocheilus rhinocerous, 1451 nucleotides. Its product is annotated as heterogeneous nuclear ribonucleoprotein A0-like. Gene Ontology annotation, molecular function: mRNA 3'-UTR binding. The transcript has a single exon. Gene Ontology annotation, cellular component: catalytic step 2 spliceosome. Gene Ontology annotation, biological process: mRNA splicing, via spliceosome. Bases 40 to 930 code for a protein of 296 amino acids. The record is from RefSeq and is a predicted model, not a curated record. NCBI's taxonomy places the organism in Eukaryota, Metazoa, Chordata, Actinopteri, Cypriniformes, Cyprinidae.
GCCAUUUUACAUCAACCCAGCGGAAAAUCGGUUGCGAAGAUGACGGCUCAAAUGGAAAAUCAACUGUGCAAGCUGUUUGUCGGUGGCCUCAACGUCCAGACCACCGACGACGGGCUGCGAAAUCAUUUCGAGCAAUACGGAGCGCUCACGGACUGCGUGGUUGUGCAGAACCAGCAGCUGAAGCGCUCGCGUUGUUUCGGUUUCGUGACCUACUCGAGCCCCGAGGAGGCGGACUCGGCCAUGGCGGCCCGCCCGCACGUUCUGGACGGUAACAACGUCGAGCUGAAGCGGGCCGUGGCCCGGGAAGACGCUGGCAAACCCGAGGCCCUCGCGAAGGUGAAGAAGAUAUUCAUCGGCGGGCUUAAAGACGAUAUCGAGGAGGAUCACCUCCUCGACUGCUUCUCCCAGUUCGGCGCGGUGGAGAAGGCGGAGGUGAUCACGGACAAAGAGACCGGCAAGAAGCGGGGCUUCGGCUUCGUGUAUUUUGAAGACAACGACUCGGCCGAUAAAGCCGUGGUGCUCAAGUACCACGUUAUUAACGGGCAUAAAGUGGAGGUGAAGAAAGCCCUGACCAAGCAGGAGAUGCAGGCCGCCGGUAGUCGCGGUGGCCGUGGCGGCCGCGGAAGGGGGAUGGGAAGACCGCAGAACGGCUACGGCGGGCGCGGCAGCGGAUACGGUAACUACAGCGGCGGCGGCGGCUAUGGAGGCAGUGACGGCUACGGUGGCGGGUAUGGGGGAGGCUACGGGGACCAAAUGGAGGGCUACGGCGGUGGUAACGGCUACAGUGACUUUGGCAGCGGCUAUGGCCAGCAGUCCUCUGGCUAUGGCCCAAUGAAAGGUAAUUACUCGGGCAGAAGCAACGCUCCUUACUCCCGAGGAGGUGGUGGUGGUGGUGGUUACGGCAGGGGGGGUUACGGAGGCUCGUAUUAGGAGCGUAUAUUAGGUCACAAAUUAAGAGCAGCUCCUUCCCCAGCCCACAUCACAGUUUUGACCACACAUUAUCUUCAGCUAAGUAGCCAGAUUGAGCCACCUUAAUGAGGCAUGGCAUUGACUGAAACACUCAAGCUCCAUUCAGGAGUUCACAACUUUAUCCAGCCUAGCAGAUCAUAGGUAACGUUAGGGCUCACCUAUCCGACUUUACUCAACACCUCACAGCUGUUACUGCUACUACUACACAUCCUUUUGCUCUUUUCCCUGAAGUACUAGGGAGUUUUUUUCCCCAGCAAGACAUAGGACUACUACUCCGGAUCUCUACUUAUUAUAAGACUGGCCAGUGGUGUCUUGGCAGGCUACUUGUUCGCGAAACUGUUACUCACGUUUUUUGUGCUUUGGGGUUAAGUUAAGAGUAGUAUUUUUUGCUUGUUAAUUAUUGUAUGCAUGCGUUUUCCUACUUUUAGUAUAUGUAUUGUAUUUUUAUUGUGUGUUUUCUUUUCAAUACAUUAUAGGGUUGC